AUGGACAUUCUGAACCGAGGCUUCGCAGCGGUGCAACCGGCUGCAGGUCGUGAUUUUGCCGGUAACGAGAAGGAGCAGGGUCCGGAUGUGCGAACAGUGAACCGACAGAGUCCCGGUAACCGUAUGAGGGAGCUCCAGGUGACCGGCACAGCGGAGGUGUGUUGCCCGGCGGACAGAGCCUCUGUCCGGGUGAGUGUGGGCAGCAUCAAGGAGUCAGUGACCGAGGUGACCGGCAGCGUGUCGCGGAGACUCGAGUACAUUUUACAGUCUCUCAGACAGCAUGGCAUCAGUGAGACGGAUUCUUCAGUGAGGAGGCUUCUCUCCAGGGAGGAGGACCUGUAUCGCAUGGAUGCAGAGGUCGUGGUCACCUUCUCAGACUUUGAGAAGAUGGAGCAGUUUUGCAGUGUCCUGCUGGAGAAGCUGGACAAGAGUGUCCAUGUGGGAACGCCAAAGUUCUACCACAGUGCAGAGUGCCUGGGUCAACUGAGGAAGCGAGUGUGUGUAUCUGCAGUUGAUAAUGCUCAGCAGAAGGCCAGGGAAAUCAGUCAGCUGCUGGGACAAAUGCUGGGAAACCCUUUGCUGGUCAGAGAGGACGAGACAAGGGACUGGAGGAAUGAGGAUGAGGAGAAUGGAGGCAGAGGACACAGCUCUCUACCCACAAUCACAGCCUCCUCGCGGGUGUCCGUCUACUUCAGCCUCAAAGACAGAAGCAGGAAAAAUUUCUAA
Limanda limanda (common dab) is the source of this 726-nucleotide messenger RNA. It is a transcript of the gene irak1bp1, whose product is annotated as interleukin-1 receptor-associated kinase 1 binding protein 1. The transcript is spliced from 4 exons. Lineage: Eukaryota; Metazoa; Chordata; Actinopteri; Pleuronectiformes; Pleuronectidae. Bases 1 to 726 code for a protein of 241 amino acids. The record is from RefSeq and is a predicted model, not a curated record. Gene Ontology annotation, biological process: canonical NF-kappaB signal transduction; immune response.